UAAUUUCACACUUUCAUUCCACUCAUUACAGUCAGUCACGGUCACGGUCACGGUCACAGUCACAGGCUCGCAGAGAGAGAGAGAGAGCAAAGAAAGGGUGGAUGUGGAGGGUGUUCUUCUUCUUCUCUCUGCAGAAAAGAACAAGUCUCGUCCUGCUUUUGCAAGCAAACCUCUGAUUUAUUACCAAAUCGGAACCAGACACAGUCAGACUUUCUCUCGCUUUUGAAAGCAAAGCAAAGCGCAGAAGAAAAAUAGCACAAAAUGAGUGAAGACGCCAAGAGAAGCGUCCCUGGAGCUCUGUCGUCGAAGCCUAAUUCCGACGACCGUAAACCCUCGCCGGCGGUCACCACAGCCACCGGCAAGCGUGUCAUCAUCAAGAGCGCCGACAUGUUCCAGGAUAUGCAGAAGGAGGCUGUCGACAUCGCCAUCGGCGCAUUUGAGAAGCACAGCGUAGAGAAGGACGUUGCGGAGUAUAUUAAGAAGGAGUUCGAUAAGAGGCAUGGACCCACUUGGCAUUGCAUCGUCGGUCGUAAUUUUGGUUCAUAUGUGACUCAUGAAACAAACCACUUUGUUUACUUCUACUUGGAUCAGAAAGCAGUUUUGCUAUUUAAAUCCGGUUGAACACGGUUGUGAUGUUGGCAAAGAUGGAGAUGAAAAGAAUGACGAGCCUGAAAUUGUGAUGCCAUAAGUUGCACCUGUAUGUAUUAGUUGAAAUCUGCUAGCUUGCAAACCGCUUGCUUAACAUUUUCUUGUGCUUAACUUGUAUAUCUAAUAUCACUUCUACGGGCUGUGAACCUUGGGUAUGAAUUUCAGUCUUUCAAAUGAAUUGUUUCUCUAAA
Molecule: messenger RNA, 839 nt
Organism: Prunus avium (sweet cherry)
Lineage: Eukaryota; Viridiplantae; Streptophyta; Magnoliopsida; Rosales; Rosaceae
Product: Dynein light chain type 1 family protein
Biological process (GO): microtubule-based process
Cellular component (GO): cytoplasmic dynein complex
Molecular function (GO): dynein intermediate chain binding
Source: RefSeq, a predicted model, not a curated record